UCCACAUUCUUGACUUUUUCUAUGUACUAGUCAAUAUAAGCUGUGGUAUUUGUUGAAAUAUAUACACACACAAAAACAAAAGCUGUGGGAUUCUUUUUUUCUGUUCAUAGUAUAUGUAUAAGCUGUGGGACUUGAACAUAGUAUAUAGGAAAGUCAGUUGUAUGUCAAUUUCAUGAUUUCAUCAUUGAUAUAUUUAGGUCAACUUUGAUAUAUUUAUAUACAUUUUGCAUAUCAUUGAGGGAUCAAAAAGGAGAGGUCAUAUAUGAUGGGGUUGAGCUUGAAAAUGGUGUUGUUUGUUCAUGUUCUUCUUGUUUUAGGGUUUGGUAUCAAUGGAGUUUAUGGAUUAUUAUCUUCUUCUACAUUGAGAAAUAUUGAUAAUAUAAACAUGGAAGGGCCAUAUUUAGGUAUAAUAGUGCCAAAUUCCUUUGAGAUGAAUCCUUUGUUGCAAACUGGUAGCUUUCUGGAAGAUCAUAAGAUGCCUUACUUGGAUUUUGCAGGGAGAAGGUUUCGAAUAGGUCGGUUGGAAAAUGAAAGGGUUAUUAUUGUUAUGACAGGGUUGAGCAUGCUAAAUGCAGGAAUAGCUACACAAUUGCUAAUUACUUUAUUCAAGGUGAAAGGAAUUUUGCACUAUGGAAUAGCAGGAAAUGCAAAUUCACAGCUUCAAAUUGGAGAUGUAACAAUCCCUCAAUUUUGGGCUCAUACAGGUCUUUGGAAUUGGCAGAGGUAUGGGGAUGGACCUGAGGAUGAGUUAGCUUUAGAAUCAAAUGGAGACUACACCAGAGAAAUUGGUUACCUUAGGUUUUCUGAUUAUUACAACGGCACAAAUUGCAACAAUUCUUCAGACAAUUUGCUCAACAAUGUUUGGUAUCAACCUGAAGAAAUAUUCCCAAUAAAUGGGGUUCCAGAGCAAAGGCAACAUGCAUUUUGGGUUCCAGUUAACAAGCAUUACUUUGCCAUUGCGGAAAGAGUUCAGGGUUUGAGGCUUGCUGGAUGUGUGAAUGGAACUUGCUUACCAAGACCACCAAGGGUAGUGAGAGUACAAAGAGGGAUCAGCUCCAACAUCUUUGUCGACAAUAAAGCAUACCGUGAGUUCUUGAACUCCAAGUUCAAUGCAACAGCAAUCGACAUGGAGACAGCUGCGGUAGCCCUUGUUUGCCACCAACAAAACAUGCCUUUUAUUGCAUUUAGGUCCCUGUCUGAUUUAGCUGGUGGGGGUUCUGCCUUGUCUAAUGAAGCUGCUUCAUUUGCCACUUUGGCUGCUCAAAAUGCUGUUGAUGUUCUACUUAGGUUCAUUUCCCUAUUAUCUUCAUAAAACAUAUAAAAACAAGUUUCUUUCAAGGCAUAAUCUCUUUUGGAAUUUAAAAAUUAUAAAAUUUGAUUGGUAAUUGUUAGUUUAUUGUUACGAUAAUGUAAAUCCCAAAUUUGAUAGGAA
Molecule: messenger RNA, 1432 nt
Organism: Gossypium arboreum
Lineage: Eukaryota; Viridiplantae; Streptophyta; Magnoliopsida; Malvales; Malvaceae
Product: bark storage protein A
Exons: 5
Coding region: 263-1312 (349 amino acids)
Biological process (GO): nucleoside metabolic process
Molecular function (GO): catalytic activity
Source: RefSeq, a predicted model, not a curated record